Messenger RNA from Toxorhynchites rutilus septentrionalis, 6159 nucleotides. RefSeq names its product protein eva-1-like. The record is from RefSeq and is a predicted model, not a curated record. NCBI's taxonomy places the organism in Eukaryota, Metazoa, Arthropoda, Insecta, Diptera, Culicidae. Gene Ontology annotation, molecular function: carbohydrate binding. The transcript has 12 exons. The coding region runs from base 2214 to 4181 and encodes 655 amino acids.
AGGAAAGUGCUUCAGCGGUUCACAUUCAGUUCGGUUUAAGGACUUGCGGCAUCCGAGUGCGAUCCGGCUCUCGUACAAUUUUCUCUCCACUUGGAUUGUGUUGUUGGAUCAGUUUCAUGUUCGCGCGUUUGACGUUUGCCGGUUUAUCAGGAUAGUGGAAAGUUGUGAUGCUUUCAAAUCAGCAAAUGUGCGAAUGAAUAAUGAGUGCGCGCGUAUGUUUUCCGUAGCAUUGGAUUUGUCAAGUUAUGGUGAAUCGGGCGUGGGAUUUCACGGGCUCUAAAAAUAAUUUUGAAUCCGAGAGCGCAGAACGAAGCAAGUGCGAACGCGUGCAAUUCUUCUCUCGGUCACAGUUUAACGGUUGACACGGAUGCUGUGUUGAACGGAUGAAACGAUAGUGUGUUUUUGAUGAACCAUAUUCCGUACGGUUCGGAGCAGUGGAAUAACAAUAACAGUUUUCCUUCGGGAUGGAUAAUAACAACAUUUAUGAAGGCGAAAUAAUUGAAUGACGGAAAUUGGAUUACUCAGCCGAAUGAGAAGGAUCAUCGCGACCCCUCAUUUCAAGAAGUCGUGGUCAGUUUUUCGGUGCCUAUCGAGUAAGAGUCGUGUCCAGUUUAGCGCAAAUUAGUCCAGUUACAGAAUCCUAAUCAAAGGGCAAUUUACAUUCACUUUGGAUACCGAAUAUUAAUUUUGGAGAUGGUGGAUAUAAUCAGCGGUCAGCGGCGGUGUGGAUGUGUGUAAUUAAAAUCCAAUUUACGACACGUGGUGUGGAUCGUGCGGUAGCCACUGUUAGUAAACGUAUAUAUCAAGUGCAAAUGAGCGGAAUUGGUGCCAUUUAAUAAAAAUGCAGCCGUGCAAUUUAGCAUCUUCUUUUGUGCUCUACCAUGCUUGUGCUCCAAGUGCUGGAGUGUGAAAUUUUCCGAAUGUAAUUAAAGGAGGAGCAUGCAUGUCACAGAUUCGAAGCUGGUGUGCAGCAACGUAAAACAAAUUUGCAUAGCAAAGUUAAUUAUAUUAGUGGUGACUGCGUUGAUGAUAACGAUGAUGACAAUGCCGAUGACGAACUGAGCUUCGGCACGAAAGGGGUUGAGCAUACGAAAAGAAGGGAGAACAUGAUGGAUGAUACUUUAAUCAUAGUGUCAGCUGAAGCUUGAAAGGAGCUAAACUUUUUGUGGAUAGCAAAACACAAGCACGGGUGCCUGUGGGAAAUCGUGCUUAAUUUGAAUAAAUUCAAUCUUUCGGGUUACAGUGCAUAUAUAAAGAAGUGAAUCCGUCUGUCACUCUCGCGAAUACAUUUAUUAUUCUUCAAGGGCAAACUCUGCGUCGAGCAUCUUGCUUCAUCCUAGCUGAUGUCUGGAGUACAUCUACCGCUAGAUAGCAGAGCAUCCAACAAGCAUAUGCGUUAGAGCUCUGGUGGACAUUUGUUUGUUGAUGAUGGUGAUCUAUGUAGGUAAACCGUAGAAAGAGAAGAAAAAAAAAACAGCAGUGACAAUAAUUUAUUCAAAUAUAAUCUAACUUUCAUCAUGUUGUUACCACUGGGAGAUUGCCACUGAUUCAAACGGAAUCAUCGCAGACGAGUGGUACAGUGCAAAAGUGCUCCUCUUCACUACCAUCAACUAUGGUACGGAUUUAAUUUCCAUCGUUGCGGUUUUCAACAGGCGGAUCCGCUUACUUCUGAUGUUUCAUCCUUUCCCGCCCGUCACUUCAAGCAAUAAUGGAUGUACAAACGGAAAUGUCGCUUCGCGGUGUUUUAAUUAAUGAUAGAGCCAUAUUAUUCUUUACGAUCCGAGGCCACCGGUUACAGCAUUACGCGCGAAUCCCAAUCUCGUAUUUCGGUUAAUUCAAUCAUGAUAAAGUGGGUGGCAAUGUGAUUUUAACGGCGCGUUAAAAAGUGAAACAAUUAAUCAUCAUAAAAGCCAACAGCCGCAGUAGAGAAAAAAAAAUCCGCGUGAAGACCAAAUAUUAUCACAUUCAACGCUGCCGGUAGUGAUAUCCAGUGAUAUGAUUGAGUUCGGAAAUACAUAAUAUGAAUACGUUUGGGGCUAUUUUACCCAUUGAUGACAACAGAAUUCGGCAAUCACGAAUGUUUGCAAUUAUUGCGGAAAUUAAUCGUCGUUGAAAAGAGGAUGGUCGAAAACGGAUCGAUGUGAAAAAAAAAGUUUGCAUUUAAGUAGUGGAUUGCGUUGGGUUGUGGAAGCGAAAGAUCAUAAAUUGCAGUAAUGGAAUUAUUACAAAUCAAAUCGAUUUCACAUCAUUUGUUUUAUUGGAUAAUUAUUUUCCUAUCGCUUUCGACGGGUCCAUUGGUGCUGCGGGCUGAUCCAGAAACACCGAUCUUCAGGGUAGAUCCACUAGCACUGCUGUCAGGCACACUGCGAACAUAUCAAAGAGCCGGAUGUGAUCGUGAGCUAGUCACCCUGGGCUGCCCUCGGGGCACAAGCAUAUCGAUAGAGGUAGCGCAGUAUGGACGAAGUGGAGAUGCAAAUGAGCAAAACUUGUGUCCGGCCAGCACGGAAGAUAGCCUCGAAAUCAAUAUUCCCGGUACGGAGAUUGAGAUAAAAGCACCCGAAAGCUGUACCUGGCCCAAUGCAUUACAGUAUUCGCUCUUGCAGACUGUGGUGGAAGCGUGCCAAAAGAAAAGACAUUGUAAAUUUUUAGCCUCGCCAAAAACGUUCGGUGGGGAUCCCUGUCCGGGUCACCGAAAAUUCGUGGAAGUAGCUUAUAAAUGUAGACCAUAUGAAUUCCGAAGCAAAAUAGCAUGCGAAAACGAUGUUAUACAAUUAAUUUGCAAUCCAUACUCGAGGAUAGCAAUCUAUAGUGCCAGCUAUGGACGGACGGAAUACGAGAGCCUGCAAUGCUCCCAACCGCAAGGUGUAAAGGAGGAAACAUGCCUUGCAUCUUAUGCUACCGAGACUGUUAUGCAAAAAUGCCACGGCAGGCGAAAAUGCAUGCUGUCUGCAGACAGCACAACUUUCGGCAAACCAUGCCGCCCCGACUCGAGGAUGUAUUUAAAAGUUGUUUACACAUGCGUGCCUCGCAAGGUGUUAAAGGAUCGCUUCGAAGCUGCACCGGAACCGGAUGAGCCACUGCAAAGUGAUUUGGAGCAGGACCACGACGACCUGUAUGAUGAGGAUCAGUUUUUCCGUGAAUCAGACGGCAUCCCACCUGGUCCCGCACCGAAGCUGCAGGGCGGACCGUCCAAUAAUCGAGUUUCCGACAUUCCCAACUAUGUAGCCGUGAGCAGUACUCCGUUGGUACCACCACGCUCGAUACAAGACAUUGCAGAGGACAAUGAGUUCUCAUUCGAAGCACCAAUCCGCCAACCGGAAAACGUUCCUAUCAGAGAUGGUGUUCUCACCGUUCCGUCCAGGAAUGGUUCCGAGCAGAACCCUGAGCGGGCAAAAAUCACUACCACCUCCACCGCUAUAAACCCCCCGCUAGGACAUGCAGGGGCCAGUUACAAUCAGAGCGCCGGAGGAAGCGAUGGCGAAUCGCGGAAUGUUGGCACAACCGCCCUCACAAUCAUUGCCAUGUGGACGGAAGCGUGUACCUUCGUUAAGAAGCACCAGGAGAAAUUUUACAUCUACCUUAUUGUAGCGAUUGCAGCAGCAAUACUUCUCUGUCUGUCAAUAGUAAUUGGACGCGUGGUGGUACGGAAACGCAGAAUAGCGAAGGAGAACGAUAAAUUUCAGACAUCAAACACAGGUGAAACGACGCUCCCAAAUGGCUUCACCGACGAUAUAUCGGAAAUAGAUGCGGAUAUCGAUUUGCAAACCCCACUGCCGGUGCCAAGCGUUUCCCGGAGUGAUAGCUACGGAGCGUACACGCCUUCGCCUGGGCCGUACGGAAAUCUGGGACCAUCCAAUCUAUCACAUACCUCAACCACAAUGCUGGUGCCGCCAUGUUCAAUGAGCUCGAUGAUGAGCACGACCCACCCCGUCGGCUACCUGAAUGGUCCAAUUAAUAUCAUUCCUUCGCAUCUUGGGCAAAGUAUAGGUGGGAUUCGAACACCGAUUGCAGCGAUGAGCACUUUGCCCCGGCAUCAGCAGCCUCCACCAGCGUUUCUCGGAGGCGCUGGUUCGGCGCUGGGCCACUCCCAGACUCUGAGGCGACCCUCCAGCGAUCACGAUGGCAAUAUACCGCGAAGUCUGAACCGAGGCUCAACCAACACCCAGUACUACUACGGGUGACAUCCGGUUCCUGGCCAGCAGUCCGCCCAGUAUACACAAACAGCAACCCAAUCCAGCCCACAGCAACCUCAGUCCAUACUGAAGAACAACAAAGAACCGACCAUUGGCGAGGCCGAAGAUACCAUCGUAAUGUGUCCCCCCAAUCGAACGUAUUGUUUCUAGAACUGUAACAUCAUUUUGCUGCGGAAGCAAACUGCAGUGCUGAACUAUCAAAGUGAUAAAGAUCUAGUGUAUCUAUAAACCAAAGCGAUAAAAAGACGGCUAGCGGAAAGGACUUGAAUGAAAAAGCAAAAGAAGGAAAACCGCAAUCUGUACGUUGACAAAGGAAUGAAAAUUGUUGUGAAGUUUUAAGAUUAGAGAGAAAUCAAGUUUUGAGAGCAAGAAGUGCAAUAUACUGUGACUGUAGACAUGCUGACGUCGCAAAACAGUUCGUUGAGGAAUAUAACAGCCAUUCCAUGCCAAACCGAUAUAGUGGUUCUCAGAUUUUUGUGAAAAGGGGUAGUUUUGUUCUUUAUCGCAAAACAUUAGACCCGUUUUUUUCUAUUUUUACAGUAAGGUGACCAUCUCCAUUUUAGGGUUGUCCGAAAAAUCUACUUUUCCUCUUUUUUCCAAAAAUGAUCUUUUUCAAAAAUUCAUAACUUUUGAACUACUAGACCGAUUCAGAUGAUCGAUAUAUCAAAUGAAAGCCAAUUAGCUAGCAUUUUUGAAAAAAUGACACAUUUGCCAAUUAAUUGAAUUCUAGUCGCAUACAUCCAAUCCAAUCCCAUAGAAAUAUUGAACGAAGACUGAAAACAUGUUAACUUUGAAAAAUCAAUCUCAAACAACAAAUCUCUGAUUUUUGAAUAUGUUAUGUAAAAAACCUCAGCUUCCAAGAAAAGAUAUAGAAAAAUAUAUCUUCCUUGGUCCCGAAACCAUGUAAGCUAUAAAAUACUGAUACAUUAAAUAAUUACGAAAUCAAAAUCCAUUUAUUUCGCAAUUCUAUUGUUUUUUUUUUAAUUUUAUCUAACCAUCAUCUGAAUCGGUUCAGUAGAUCAAAAGUUAUGAAUUUUUGUGUUGGAAAAAAGAGGAAAAAAUUGAUUUUUCGAACAAUCAAAACUCAAAAACGAAAAAAAAACUGGUUUCGACACAUGUUAUUAGAAAAAUCCACAGCUUUCCAGAAAAAAUAUAAAAAAAAUAUAGCGCCUUUGGUCCCGAGACUAUGAAAGAAAUAAAAAACGAAUACAAUCAAUAAUAACGAAAGCAGAACUCGAGUUUUCUGCAGGUAUAGUACUUUUUCUUCAAUUUGAUAUGUCGAUCAUCUGAAUCGGUCUAGUAGUUCAAAAGUUAUGAAUUUUUGAAAAAAGACAUUUUUGGAAAAAAAAAAGAGGAAAAACUUUUUCGGACAACCCUAUAAUGGAAAUGGUCACCCUAAUGAAAAAAAUAAAAAUACGGUUCAAAUGUUUUGCGAUAAACAACAAAACUACCAUUUUUCAAGAAAAUCUGAGAACCACUAUAUCGGUUGGGCAUGGAAUGGCUGAUAAGUGAAGAGCAUCUAUGCUCAAAUGUUGGAAGCGUAUGUUAUUGUCGUUUUACUACUAAUAUAGUUUAAAGUUGGUAAUCAGGGUAUCGUGACAGUCGAAUGAAAAACGGAAGGAAUUCACGAACGAAUUCCUCUCUAUUCGUAACGCUCUCUUACACUCUUCAUUCGUUAAUACUUGGAUGAAGUCAUAUGAAACAAAUCAUAAUGUUAGCUGUGAGUAUUGAGCAAUUUACACCGUGUACAGUUAGAUGAAAAUAAAACGUGUUUUUGAAAGAAAUUAAUCAAAUUGGAAACGAUAGAAUUAGUUAUUGAAGAUAGAUAAAUUAGUGAUGAGAUUAAAGAACCAAAGUUAUGGAAUAAUGUAAGAUAAGUAAAGUGUACAGAUAAAUAGUUUAUUUAUUUUCCGUUGUAACAAUUGAGCAGGUAAUUUAUAUCUAUUACGGUAUAAAUAGCGUAAGA